AUGCCCAUCUCAAGGUUUUCUCAGAAGAAACCAAAAUUGGUUGUGGUUUCAGCUGCAGGAGAUGCUCAGAAGUCGAAAAAGAGGUAUCCUAGAGAGGCCAAGGGCUUUGUGGAUGAGAUGAGAUCUGUUGCAAUGAAAUUGCACACAAGAGAGCAGGCUAGAGAAGGAGAGUCGAAGGAACCUGUGGGUCAGCCUAUGGCGGAAUGGGAGCCUAGUCUUGAGGGGUACUUGAAGUUCUUGGUGGAUAGUAAAUUGGUUUAUGAUACCAUGGAGAACAUCAUAGACAAAGCCACUUUUCCUGAAUAUGCAGAGUUUAAGAACACAGGACUAGAGAGGUCAAGAGGUCUUGCAAAAGAUUUGGAAUGGUUUAAAUUGCAAGGUCACGCCAUCCCACAACCAUCUUCUCUUGGCGUUAGCUAUGCCCAGUAUUUGGAAGAGCUAUCCAGAAAGGAUCCUCAAGCUUUAAUUUGCCACUUCAACACUAGAUACUUUGGCCAUGCAGCUGGGGGCCGACUGAUGGGGACGAAGACAUGGACUAAGGAAGAGAAGAAUCGUUGCUUGGAAGAAACUGAGAAAUCAUUCAAAUUUUCUGGGGAUAUCGUGCAUUUGAUAUUGUCAUGA
Molecule: messenger RNA, 621 nt
Organism: Fraxinus pennsylvanica
Lineage: Eukaryota; Viridiplantae; Streptophyta; Magnoliopsida; Lamiales; Oleaceae
Source: the annotation of a GenBank genome assembly